AUGGCCUUCAAGAACGGCCUCAGCGAGCGUCUGGAUGAGUUGCGUUUUUCCUCCCCGCGCUCUCCUCCCUCCGAGUCGCCCUUCCCGAGCCUUUCGCCCCUCUCGCCCAGUCAGUCCAGCUUGAUUUCGGCCUUCCAGAGACCCUCGAACGAUGUGCGCGCCAACCUGCAGCGUCGGUUCACCACCGACGCAAGCAAGCUCUCGUCGUGGAGUUUUUUGAACCAGCAGGCGCCGCAACUGCCAGACUCGCUGGAUAUACUCUCUUCGGCCACCCACCUUCAUAAAUCCCAGCUUUUUGAGAAGAAACGGCAGCACAUCGAGUACAUGCGUGAGCAGAAGAAGAGAUUCGAAGCAGAUAUGAAACUGUUGGACCUGCAGCAGGAGAAAGAGAAGCAGGAGAUGGACCAGCUGGCUCGCGACCUCGCACAGGCCGGUCUCUCAGGGCCUGUCAGCGAGCCCACAACUCCCCCGGAAUAUCGAGAUGCAGGCUUCCCCAGUGUCUUUUCUCGUCCGACCCGCUUCUCGACCUCGAGCGUCACCUCCUCCCCGGGGAUCUUCAAUAUUUUCUCUCCCCAGGUUACGUCUCCGUCGGCAACUCAAUCGAAGCCUAGCACGGCGCAGACGCCAAACAACCGCUUUUCAGUUCAGUCUGUCCCUGGCUCACGUCGGAACUCUGAAGAGGACGUCGAAUACUUCCCGGAUUCGAUCUCUUCCUUGCGUACUGGCCCAUCACUUCAUCGUUACUCCCUGCCCACCACCAGCCUUGCUUCUCAGCUCCGUUCACCCACUACAGGCUUCAGCACUUCUACGCUAGACUCCUUUAGCGCAACCAAGUAUCUCUUCCACAACGACGAAGACAGGGAAACCCCUAAGGACGAGGAUCGGCUCCCAACUCCAGAUAUCAAGAGCUACCUCAGAAUGACGGAUCCCGACGACAAGUUUCCCACCCUUUCUCGUAAUGACGACAACUCGGGGCUGCUGUCCGCAAAUUCCGACGCUCUGGAUCUAGCCAACUCCCGUACGCCGAAUCCUGAAUCUUGGAAUACGCACAACCGUCACCGUUCUUCACACCAGAGUAUGCCGCAGAAUGGUCUGAACAUGUUUCGUCUUGACCAGCUCGGCAGUCCGACGUCUGAGAAGCCAUCCCAGACUGGCAAUGCCCGUCAUCUCAGCAGACAUUCCGUUGAGUUGAACUUGCUCUAUGGAGGAGAUAACAACCAUGAGCCUACCACUACGGCUACUGCCAGUCGUCCUCUUUCGUUACAGUCGUCCUAUUCGACCAACGAUCUGCCAACUGUCAAGGGAAAUGGUUUCAACCCUGCCAUUACUCCGCCAAAAACGCACGCGGAGCAGUUUCACCAGCACAAUGCGAGUCUCGGUCGCAUUCCGCCGAAUGCCAUGAACAACCGCUCAGCCAAGGAGUCUCCAGAACGCGACGAGCCCAAACUGCCUAACGGCCAGGCUGCGCAGUCCGCCCUUCAAGCCAGUGCUGCGCCUUUUGGUCCUCAGCUGACCUCGUCGGCUUCUCCUACCACUCUUAACGGUUCGAUCGCGCCUAAUGGUGUCCCGAACUUUCAGAAUCCCUUUUACAACUACAAUCUCCAGGCAUACAUGGGCAAUCCGAUCCAGGUUAACGGCGGCCCCCUCGCAAACUACAACCCCCACGCCCCCUACGCGGCGUAUGCAACCUUUGGCAACUAUCGUUUCCCUGAGUCACCAGCCAGGAACUCUCGUCGAAAUGGCGACGGCGAUCCUUCGCAGAUGUCUCGGUUCAAUAACUUGCCUCUCGAGCACUAUCGGGGCGAGUUGUACAGUUUGUGUAAGGAUCAGCAUGGAUGUCGCUACCUGCAGCGAAAGCUCGAAGAACGGAACCCGGAAUAUGUCCAAAUGAUAUUCAACGAGACCCAUAUGCACGUCGUGGAGUUGAUGACUGGUAUGUUAACACAUUGUGCCCUUGUUCGCAUAUGGAGAAACGCUGAUAACCCUUCCACUACAGAUCCGUUUGGAAACUACCUCUGCCAGAAGUUGCUUGAGUUCUCGAAUGACGAGCAGCGGACCACCCUCAUCUACAAUGCUGCCCCGCAGCUGGUCAAAAUUGCCUUGAACCAACAUGGUACUCGUGCUUUGCAAAAGAUGAUUGAGUUCAUUUCUACUCCAGAGCAGACCCAGACGGUCAUUCGCGCCCUGCGAGACCGUGUGGUGGAUCUUGUCCAGGAUCUGAACGGAAACCAUGUCAUUCAGAAGUGUCUCAAUCGCCUUUCUGCGGAGGACGCGCAAUUCAUUUAUGAUGCAGUUGGCGCGCACUGCGUCGUCGUCGGAACGCACCGUCAUGGGUGCUGUGUGCUGCAGCGCUGCAUCGACCACGCCUCUGGCGAGCAGCGGGCUCGGUUGAUUGCCCAGAUCACCGCCAACGCUUUCGCGCUGGUUCAGGAUCCGUUCGGAAAUUACGUUGUACAGUACAUCCUUGAUCUCUCCGAACAGCAUUUCACCGAACCGCUUUGUCAAGCUUUCCUGGGCAAUGUUGUGCCCUUGUCAAAGCAGAAGUUCAGCUCCAACGUGAUUGAAAAGUGUCUGCGGACUGCUGAUUAUCAAAUGCGGCGGAAGAUGAUCGAGGAAAUGCUCGCUCCCAAUGAGAUGGAGAAAAUGCUGCGUGAUUCGUUUGCCAACUAUGUCGUCCAGACUGCCAUGGACUUUGCCGAUCCCGAAAUGCGCGCUCGCCUUGUCGAAGCCAUCCGCCCUAUCCUUCCGUCGAUUCGCCAGACCCCCCACGGUCGUCGGAUCGCUGGAAAGAUGUCGGCACCCGACGGAUCAGGCCGCUCAAGCAACAAUCAGAGUGGACAAGCGACCCCCAAUGAGAUGGCGUCUGGCCAGUUGCCUUCUUCCAUGCAAACGCCCCAGAAGCCAUUCAUGGCACAUCACAAUUCGUUCAGCGGCUCUAAUGGCAACCAGCAAUACGGUUCUCAAGGUCUUCCCUUCUCCGAGGCGGUCACGUCUUCUUUCGCAUCUGGGGCUCCUCCUACCUCCGCUUUCAACACGCCAUCUUCUGGCGCUCCUGAGACACCUACGGCCAUCUUUAACCCCUCGCACCAACCGAACCACGGUCUUGGUGCCCAGAGCCAAGUUUUGGGUGGAAAUGGAUAUUUCUGA
Messenger RNA from Rasamsonia emersonii CBS 393.64, 3147 nucleotides. RefSeq lists its product as uncharacterized. The transcript is spliced from 5 exons. NCBI's taxonomy places the organism in Eukaryota, Fungi, Ascomycota, Eurotiomycetes, Eurotiales, Trichocomaceae. The record is from RefSeq and is a predicted model, not a curated record. Gene Ontology annotation, biological process: post-transcriptional regulation of gene expression. Gene Ontology annotation, molecular function: mRNA binding. The coding region runs from base 1 to 3147 and encodes 1048 amino acids. Gene Ontology annotation, cellular component: cytoplasm.